Molecule: messenger RNA, 5281 nt
Organism: Megalops cyprinoides (Indo-Pacific tarpon)
Lineage: Eukaryota; Metazoa; Chordata; Actinopteri; Elopiformes; Megalopidae
Product: D-glucuronyl C5-epimerase B-like
Exons: 5
Coding region: 297-2051 (584 amino acids)
Biological process (GO): heparan sulfate proteoglycan biosynthetic process
Cellular component (GO): Golgi apparatus
Molecular function (GO): heparosan-N-sulfate-glucuronate 5-epimerase activity
Source: RefSeq, a predicted model, not a curated record
CUCCCAGUUGCUCGUACAAUGUUGUUAAUUAUGGAGACCUGCAAGCUGCUGGUGAGGAGCCCUUAACACAAGCGAGAAUUAAACGCACGUAUCUUCAAACCCACGUAGCUUACAUUCCUUAAACACGCAGCUCGCCAUCUGAGAAGGACGCAACUUAUUUGCCGUGCAGGUGGGGAGAGGACGGUGGAGGAGGACACCGGGCUGUGAGCUAGUGCCGGACGCCUGCAGGCCGUGUGAGGCAGGAUGAGCUCAAUGCCACGCUGCUGCUGCUGAAUGGACCGGGGUCUGCAGUGAAGAUGCGUUGCCUGGCAGCACGGGUGAACUACAAGACUCUGAUCGUGAUCUGUGCCGUCUUCACCCUCAUCACCAUACUGCUGUGGAACAGGUGCGCCAUAGACCCCGCCCCCCGCCCCGCCCCCAGGCUGCCACCCUCCGCCACUCCCAAGGACAACGGCAACCCCCAGCAGCCGCAGCCGCCGGAGCCGCCCCCCAUAGCGGGGGGGAUCAAGUACGAGGAGAUCGACUGCCUGAUCAACGAUGACGUCACCAUCAAGGGCCGGCGCGAGGGCAGCGACGUGUACCUGCCCUUCAGCUGGGUGGAGAAGUACUUCGAGGUGUACGGCAAGCUGGUGCAGUACGACGGCUACGACCGCUUCGAGUUCUCCCACAGCUACUCCAAGGUGUACGCCCAGCGCGAGCACUACCACCCCGAUGGCGUCUUCAUGUCCUUCGAGGGCUACAACGUGGAGGUGCGCGACCGUGUCAAGUGCAUCAGCGGGGUGGAAGGUGUGCCCCUGUCCACGCAGUGGGGCCCGCAGGGCUACUUCUACGCCAUCCAGAUCGCACAGUACGGCCUGAGCCACUACAGCAAGAACCUGACGGAGCGGCCGCCCCACGUGGAGCUGUACGACACGGCCGAGGAGCCCGACAGCCGCCCCAGCGCCUGGACCGUGCCCAAGGGCUGCUCUCUCACGCGCGUCUAUGACAAGAGUCGUGCCACCACCGUGCGGCAGUUUAGCACUCCAGAGAAUUCUGAGGGCAUCUCCCUGCCUCUGGGUAACUCCAAGGACUUCAUCAUCUCCUUCGACCUGAAGUUCGUGUCCAACGGGAGUGUGUCAGUGGUGCUGGAAACCACAGAGAAGAGCCCCCCGUUCGUCAUCCACUAUGUCACCAGCACGCAGCUCAUCGCCUUCAGGGACCGCGACAUCACCUACGGGGUGGGUCCCCGGAGCGCAUGGAGCAGGGUGACCCGGGACCUGCUGACGGACCUGCGCAAAGGCGUGGGCCUGUCCAACACCAAGGCUGUCAAGCCCACCAAGAUCCUGCCCCGCCGGGUGGUCAGGCUGGUCCUGCAGGGGCGCGGCUUCAUCGACAACGUCACCAUCUCCAGCACUGCCCACACCGCUGCCUUCUUCGCCGCCAGCGACUGGCUGCUGCGGAACCAGGACGAGCGGGGCGGCUGGCCCAUCAUGGUGACCCGCAAGCUGGGCGAGGGCUUCCGGGCGCUGGAACCGGGCUGGUACUCCGCCAUGGCACAGGGCCAGGCCAUCUCCACGCUGGUGCGGGCGUACCUGCUGACGCGGGACUCCGCCUACCUCAGCGCCGCCCUGCGGGCCACCGGGCCCUUCCGCCUGCCCUCGGAGCAGCACGGUGUCAAGGCUGUCUUCAUGAACAAGUACGACUGGUACGAGGAGUACCCCACCACGCCCUCCUCCUUCGUCCUCAACGGCUUCAUCUACUCCCUGAUCGGCCUGUACGACCUGGCGGAGACGGCAGGGGCGGAGCUGGGCCGGGAGGCGGGCGUGCUGUUCAGCCGCGGCAUGGAGUCGCUGAAGGCCAUGCUGCCGCUCUUCGACACGGGCUCCGGGACCAUCUACGACCUGCGGCACCUGGUGCUGGGCUCCGCCCCCAACCUGGCGCGCUGGGACUACCACACCACCCACAUCAACCAGCUGCAGCUGCUGGCCUCCAUCGACAACGCGCCCAUCUUCAGGGACUUCGUCAAGCGCUGGAAGAGCUACCUGAAAGGCGGCCGGGCCAAGCACAACUAGAGCCCUCCUCUAGCCAUGAGGAGGCGCCAGAACACUUCUCCCCUCGGACGCUAGCGGGGUGGGGCGAGGGGCGAGACGCCGGCUGGGAGAACGAUGUCGCAGGGCAGGCGAGGGCGGAUGCGCUCAUUGCUCACUCCUCUCGGUUGUGGUCCAACAGAUGUGUGUUAGAGCAGUGUUUCACAGGUCACCGAUGUUGCUGCGGAGUGUGUGAGUGUGUGUGUGUGUGAGUGUGCGUGUGAGUGUGAGUGUGAGUGUGUGUUAGAGAGCGAGUGUAUAUCUGCUUCAGACAUUUAUUUUUACAGGAAACUGGUGCAGGACACAGGACAAACAGACUGCCUCAGGUGCAAAGUAAAGAUGGUCUUUUUUGUUCAGAAUACCACACAGCGUUUUCUUACAUCCUGCUGACCGGCCUGACUUCAACAUUUAGACUGUUCAGAGCGGAAACUUCACUAGGCCAUUGGACAUCUUAACCCCAAAGAGACAAAUAAACACAGUACAUUUUCAAUUUAUGCCAGACAUUGGAAUCCCAGCAUGCCUUGUUGUUCUGUCUGGAGUCCCACAGGUCCAGGUGUUGUUUCAGGUAUGUCUCUGCCGCGGGCGAUUGUGAUUCGAUGUUUUUUUUUCAGAUGGGUAAGGAUGGAGUAUAUUACACACUCUAAAUUCAGAAGGGCCACCUGAUGUCACAGUGGUGGGUAUAAGUCAGCCCAGCUAAACCUGUUGUUAUUGAAAUAUGUUGCUCCAUUAGAUGCAUUUAAUGUGCCCCUGAGCAUUGAGACUAGGGCAUGGACUUCUGUAGGCCAUACCCCCUCUCUGCAGCGCUGCCAUGAAUCUGUUAUCCCAGGUCAUUGCUCACACUCAGCCAUCAGGGCUCUGUAUAUUACUGUCUGAAUUAAAGCUGCAGACUCUGGAGGUGCUAAUCAGUUCAGUUGAGGGUUUCAGUCUCUGAUAGAUUGGUCUGUGGAAAUGGGUGCUUUUUAGCAUUAUGUCUGAGUUUCUCAGAGGAAUCAGUACAGCUCCCCGGGGUGCUGUCUGAUCACUGUACACACAUCCUUCAGUGACCCAGGAUCAGUAAACGGCUGGGUGGAUGAGAGCCUGACUGUGCAGGCGGCUGAUCUGGGAUUGGUCGGAUUAGGCUUGGAUUACUAAAGGAGGAUUACUCUGUGCUCUACAUCUGGACAGGAAGUGAGGAGGCUACUUUAACAGGCAUCUCUGAGAGCUGCAUUAACACACACUGCCUAGACCAUGUAGCCUAACACCACCUGUAACAUGUAGCCUAACACCGCCUGUAACACAUAGCCUAACAUUAUCUGUAAUAUGUAGCCCAGCACUGCCUGUAACAUGUAGCUCAACACCACCUGUAACAUGUAGCCCAACACCGCCUGUAACAUGUAGCCAAGCACUGCCUGUAACAUGUAGCUUAACACUUGCUAUAACAUGUGGCCAACACAUGCAACAUCAGGCAGGCAAACAUAUAACUAUACAGCUGUAACUGGAGUAAAGAUUGGAGCCAGGGACCUCCAUCCCAUAACUGUAGGUUCCGUUUCAAUUUAAAGUUUCCCCAAACACAGAAGACCCUUCCUGACCCUGUGAUGGGGUCUUCAUUCUCCAGGUACCCGAAGGUGAGCAUGUUUAAAAAACCCUCCAGAGUGUGCUCCCCUGCUGUGUCGUGUGAGACAGGAAAUGAAAUUGGCUCCCCACACAUCAAGUCAGCCCCAUACAGCUAUAUGAUGGAGCAUGAUAUACCAUUUUGGUUGGUAAUAGUGGAGGCUGUAGGACUGCAGAGUGGCAGUGACUCUGCAUACAUGCAGGCAGCUGCAGCUGUGGCUGCUGACCUCUGCCUACAUCCACACCAGCUCUGUGCUGUAAGCCCGUCAGCUGGCUGUGCUCUCUUACUGAAAUAGCUCUCAGUGCUCUGGAGUCUCACCCAGCUUGACUGAGCUCUGUUCGCUCCUAUUGCAGGGCUUCAGGCAGACGGCCACUGGAGCUCUAAUGACAUAAUUAAUAUUAUAUCCAGAUACUGCAGAAUAAUUUGAAUGGAGUUUCAGGAGCUGUGAAACAUUGAGUCUCUCACUCUCUCUUUCUCUCUCUCGUCAGUAAAUUGCUGACUAGCUUUUUAAAGCACAGACAUCUGAAUCUUCAGUACAUGGAUCUUUAAUUCCAGAGGUCUUGGGCUGGGUGUUAAUGCUGAUUGGACACUGUGACAGUGUAACCUCAUGGAGGGGUUGGCUGCACCCAUGUGGAGGUUGUGGUCAUGAGUAGUGAGAUAUGAGAGUGCAGUGAUGGCAGGGACCAGGGCAGUGGAGGAUUCUGGGAGAAUACACACAUGCUCACUGUCUCCUUUUCAAGAUUUCGAAACCUUUUAAGUUGUCUUUGGUACUGCAGUCUCUCUGGGCACUUCCCUCUGAUGUAAUGAGCAGCUUUCUGACCGUUGUGUUGACCAGGAGUCUGUGGUAACACUACACUCAUGUCAUUAUCCUCUGCCUCAUGCAGCAUGAGGAACAGGAAGCCGUUUUAAUAGGGCGAAGGGGGUGGAGUCUAAUGGGUCAAAACGCUCAAAUCGCAUGCUGCACGUUCCAAAGUUGAGGUGUGUCUGUGGUUUCAUUAUGUUCCAAAUGGAGAAGGACACACUGAGUUUAGAAUGGAGAGAGAGGCUGACUGAGUUUUCACGACGUUCAGAAUGGAGAACGACAGCUUGCACUGGUUGUGUCUCGGGGGUUUCCAUGGUACGUUUAAUUAUUAAUCAGAUGUAGGAAUACAGAUGUGUCUGAGAAAGAAGAGCUGUGAACAGCUUCUUAAAGGGAAACAAGCUGCCUUUUACUAAACUAUUUUUUUAUAUUUAGAUGCUGUAGAAUAGAGUGAAGGGAUCUUGAUGGCAGCAAUCAAAGGGGAUAUGUGCAACAGUGGAGUCAGGAUUCAGUUAGGAUCGUAGGAUUUAAAGGGAAAAUUGACUCCGGUGCGAUAGGGUGGGGCUAAUGAGCUUUUUGUGUGUUAUUUUAUCAUCAUGGAAUCAUACACUGCGGGUAAGCUGUUGGGGCGAAUGGCUCAAAAGCACAACUAGCUCCACGGCGUGAUUUCUUCUUUUGAGUGGGCUGCUCAUCGUCUUCGGACGAUGUGCAAAGCCUUUCUACUAAAGCUGCUGCUGUUCAUGGUGUCAUUGAUAAUUUAACAGCCCUUUUCUUUCCUCUAUCUCUGUAGUUUCCACUCUUCACCAGUUUGAUGUGUGGCUGCAG